Morone saxatilis (striped sea-bass) is the source of this 5286-nucleotide messenger RNA. RefSeq names its product calpain-15-like. The record is from RefSeq and is a predicted model, not a curated record. The coding region runs from base 7 to 3030 and encodes 1007 amino acids. The transcript has 12 exons. Gene Ontology annotation, biological process: proteolysis. Gene Ontology annotation, molecular function: calcium-dependent cysteine-type endopeptidase activity. Gene Ontology annotation, cellular component: cytoplasm. Lineage: Eukaryota; Metazoa; Chordata; Actinopteri; Moronidae.
UGCAUCAUGGGAGGCUCCACCUCCUCCCUUGUUGAGGAGGCCGAGGGCGACGCACCCCGAGGUGCUGCACUGCCUCCGUCCCCCAUCAUGGGAUGUCUGAGGAGCAGCCAGAGCACCUCCAUCCCCCGGCAGCUUCCCCGACCCGGCCGGCACAGAGAGCGCAGUUUCUCUUCUGGUUCGAUGCCCAUGCAGAGGAGCCAGUGGGCCUGUGGCUGUUGUACCUUCCUCAACGCAGCCGGUGCCCCCCGCUGCUCCAUCUGUGAGGCCCCCCGGCGGAGAUCCGACACACGCUGGAUGUGGCACGGGACCAGCAGGGAGGACGGUGGCUGGUCCUGCCCACGCUGCACGCUGGCCAACUCUCGCGACAGUCUGGCCUGCUCUCUGUGCGGCUACAUCGGACCGAUGGACCGACCGCAGGGGUCAUCGGAAGACCAGCCCCGGCCCCAGCGCUCCAGCAGCUGCUCCGGCCCCCUGAGGCCGCCAUCGUCAUCGCAAGACAAAAAACAGCCGGAAGACGCAGAUAAAAACAGCCUGACCUGGGAUUGUUUAAGGUGCACUCUGCAGAACACCCCUACCUCCAUGUCUUGCUCCGCUUGUGGCGGACCACGCAAACUGUCUCUGCCCCAAAUCCCUGCCGACGCCCUGCUCGUGCCUGAAGUGUGCGAUCAAACAGGAGUACAGCAACAACCAGAUCCUGCAGCGGGAGCGCUUUCACUUUCCAUAUCCACACGAGGAGAGUGUUUACCGGUGGAAGCUUCAUAUCCACACACGAGCUCCUCGAUGCUCGGUGCGGCGUCUUCGGCUCACAAUAAUCCUCUUCCCUGCAGUCGCAGAGAGGUGCCCCCUCCAGAUGUCUGCCUCAGCCAAACACACAACUUAAGUCCCUCUCCGUCGACGCUCGCCGUGUCACAUCUCUCUGCCCAACCCGAGCUACUGCCCGGCAGGCGUCUCAGCAUCCUCAAGGAGGAGAUGUCUCCGCUGUCCCCCGCACCAGACGCCUCGGGGUCAUUCCCAGCAGGCGUGCUGGUUCCCGGGUCAGAAGAGUGGGCAUGUCCGGCGUGCACUCUCAUUAACAGGGUCAAAGCCAAACACUGCCUGGCCUGCCACACUCCUCAGCAACACGGGAUGCAGCUCAAACCUGAUGCGUCCCCGAAGAGGAAGGAGAGCAUGCUGGUGGAGGCGCUGCGGCAGAGCGACGAAGGAGAGGCCAAAGAGCUGUGGGAGAACAUCGUCAGCUUCUGCAGAGAGAACGCAGUGACGUUUGUGGACGACAGCUUCCCUCCCGGUCCGAAGUCCGUCGGCUUCCCGGCGGACGACAGUGUCCAACAUCGGGUCAGAAAGUGGCUUCGUCCUCAAGAAAUCAACUGCUGCAACUUGAGAGAGCGCGUCGUAAAGUGGUCCAUUUUCCGCACGCCUCGCCCAUCUGACAUCCUGCAGGGACUUCUGGGUAACUGCUGGUUCCUGAGUGCCUUGGCUGUUCUGGCUGAACGUCCCGAGCUGGUGGAGAAAGUGAUGGUGACCCGGCAGCUGUGCACAGAAGGAGCCUAUCAGGUGCGCCUGUGCAAAGACGGCUCGUGGACCACGGUGCUCGUGGACGACAUGCUGCCGUGUGACGAGAACGGUCACCUCCUCUUCUCUCAGGCGCAGCGGAAGCAGCUCUGGGUGGCUCUGAUUGAAAAAGCCCUGGCCAAGCUCCACGGUUCCUACUUUGCUUUGCAGGCGGGCCGCGCUAUCGAGGGCCUGUCCACACUGACCGGGGCCCCCUGCGAGUCGUUGGCCCUCCAGGUCAGCGCCACCAACCCGAAGGAAGAACCCAUCGACACAGACCUCAUCUGGGCCAAAAUGCUGAGCUCUAAAGAAGCAGGUUUCCUGAUGGGGGCAUCUUGUGGAGGUGGGAACAUGAAGGUGGAUGACUCAGAGUACGAGUCCCUGGGUUUACGUCCACGUCACGCCUACUCUGUCCUCGAUGUGAAAGAUGUUGACAGUCACAGGUUGCUGCAGCUGAGGAACCCGUGGGGCCGUUUCUCCUGGACUGGACCCUGGGCGGACGACUGGCCAAACUGGCCUCCGCACCUGAAGAGGGAGCUCUGCGCCCAGCGAGCUGAGGACGGCCUCUUCUGGAUGGACUUCUGGGAUUUCAUCAGGUACUUUGACUCAGUGGAUAUCUGUAAGAUUCAUUCAGACUGGCAGGAGGUUCGAGUACCGGGUGUUUUCCCCCGAGGAGCCAACGUCCCGGUGACGGUGGCGUCCAUCACGGUGCUGGAGAGAACGGCAGUGGAGCUGGCUUUAUUCCAGCAGGGCAGCAGGCGAUGGGACACAGCAGAGAGCCACCUGUUGGAUUUGUGUGUGUUGGUGUUUCGGGUCUCCUACGACAGCUCGGGCACCCUGUCGCUGGGUCGCCUGCUGGCUCACAGCCGGCGCUCGGUGAGGAGGUUCGUGGGCAGCGACGUCAUGCUGGAGCCGGGCGAAUAUGCUGUGCUUUGCUGCGCCUUUAACCACUGGCACACCGCUGUCGCAGAGGGGACGACGAGCUGCGGCAGAUCAGAGGUGCCUGGUUACAUGCUGGCGGUCUACAGCUCCAGACUGGUGAUGGUGGAGCAGGUGACGGCCUCCAACACCACCAUCGCCGACGCCAUCAUCCAGCUGACAGAAACUAAAGGAGAGAGACACGAGGGUCGAGAGGGGAUGACGUGUUACUACCUGACCCACGGCUGGGCGGGGCUCAUCGUCAUGGUGGAAAACAGACACCCGAGGCAUCACCUCCACGUGUCGUGUGACUGCAGCGACAGCUUCAACGUGGUGUCGACGCGCAGCAGCCUCAAAGCCAUCGACAGCAUCCCCCCUCUGCACAGACAGGUACUCGUGGUUUUGUCUCAGCUGGAAGGAAACGCUGGAUUCUCCAUCACACACAGGCUGGCUCAUCGGAAGGCCGUCCAGGCCUCUCUGGGAAACUGGAGUCCCUCGAAGGCGACACACAGUCCCGCUCUGAGCCCGGAGACCGCCGGUCUGCAUCAGCCCCGACCCCUCUGACCGCAGACCAGAAGAACAGACCCAAUUCAUACACGAGACCACAACAUGGAGGCAGCUUCUCUAAAAGAGCAGUCCAACACUUUAGGAAAUACCCGUCUGUCUCAUUUUAAUGAAAUAUUUUUGCAAAGAGAUGAUCAUAUUUAUUGAGCAGACUCUCUGGAGACAGAAAUAAUCUCACUGGUUGAGUCUGAUCACACAGUGGACUGACAGAGAGGUGUAACAAUGUGCCAACUCCUUUCAGAGGGACUAUAUUUAAUUCAUUAAAAAUUAUAUUUCCACUUUAUUUCAUCAACAUAGUUGGAAGUAAUUCAGGCAUCAGUUAGUUUAAGUAAUUAAAAUGUCUAUUUUGGAUAUUAGGCAAAGUUUUCCUCUCAAGCAGCGGUUCUCAAACUUUUUAUUAAUGUUGCACCUUUAUAAAAUAUUUUAUAAAUUAGGGAUGGCUCGAUAUCACUUUUCCAUGUCCGAUACCGAUGCCAAGCACUGUGAGUGUCGGAUUCAUUCAGAAAAACAUUUCAUUGCUACAUUGAAGAGUAUCUUUGUUAUUCUGUGUGUCUGCUUUUAUCUUGUUUAACUUCUUCCUCCAUGUUUUCAGCUGUAUUGCUGCUGCAUUUCAACCCCAAAUCCAUUUUCUUGAUUUCUUGAUCAUUCAGUACCGAAACUGGCCUCACAGUGAACAAACAUCGUGAACAUGAUUGCGUUUGUUGCUUUUCUUAUUCUUCUUCUGUGAGGCAGUUGACAAUUUGAAAACAGGAAUAUUAACUAUGACAUGUGGUUUGUUGAGAUUAUUGUAAUUUAAUUAUUAUAGGAGUUAUGCAUUUUAGAAUGUCAAGUUCCCCCUGCAGUACUCCAAAAGAAACCCAGGCGGACACAUACUCCCGUUUGAGAAACACUGCUCUAAAGCACUGUACUGUAUAAUCAGCAAAUUGAACUCAACAAUACUGCAGGUGAACACCAGUUAUUAGCUUAUAUAUAUGUAUAAUAUAUUGAUCAGCAGUUAUCAAAGAGCAUGCCUCUGUCACAUUCCAUAAACAUCUUAUUUUUAAUUCAUCUGUGUCGUGUUCCACAUCACAGAUCUUGACGUUUUCUUUUGCUUCUCAUAUUUUAUGUAAGAAACACUAAACGUGUGCUGGCUCACAGAUCCGGUACAAGAGACUUAAUCAAUAUAGAUACAUGACAUGAUUAUUAUCAUUUAUUUAUUGCUUAUAGUCUGUAAAACGUCCUGUUUCUCAGGUAAGUGAGAAAAUAUAUUUUUGUGACUUGUGUGAACUGACUGUAAAUCAAAAAGUGAGAUUAUUUAUUUCUGUCUUCGGAGCAGCUCUGCCUCCAGCCGAUCCACAAACCUCCACAAACACAUUUAGAUGAGUGAACACAUGAUGCACUUUAUAUUUUACAAACACAUUUCAGAUCACAGGCUGGUCUUCAGGUCCAAACUGUCUUAAUUGCACUGGUGAUAGAUCGCUAGAAGUUUAGUUAGUUGUGUCUGAACCGGCUGCCAAGAAUAUUCACAGUGACAACACAAACAUGGUGUUUAUUCUCUUCAGUGUUAUUCAGUCGUACUGCAGUCUUUAUACUUAGUACAGUGCAACAUGUAGGAUGUUUAAAGGGUCAGUGUGUAUUUUGCAGCCAACAGAAGAAAUGAGAAAAACAAAAUCAGGAAACAAGCAGUUUUCUAAAUUUAGUUUUUCUCAUUUCAGAGAAAAAAUCUGUUGGCUGCAGAGUAGACACUGACCUUGAAUAAAGUCUAGUAGUGUUAGAGUGGAGGCUCGCUGUGUGGAAGCAAUAGCACUUUAUGAACUUUAAACGAUGCUGGACUCUGGUGUUUUAAAAUUGCACAGUGGAGAAAAAACAUUUUGUGCUUAUUAAUCGAAAACCACCAUCUUAUUGUUAGAGACAACAUAUAAACUAUGCAAAUGUUUGAAAGCUGUUAUGAUGCUUUGUGAAUUAAAACGUGAAGCUGUUUUCGGCCUAUCUGUUAUAUAUGUGGCAUUAAGAUCAGUGGAGUAUAGCAGGGUAUACCUUAUUUUACACUCUAAAACCAAGUUAAUUUAACUAAAAAAACAGUUGUAAAAAAGUUUUUUAAAAGUUCAAGUAAAACCAAGUCACAACGUUUCAGUCCUUAGACCUUCAUCAGGUAAAAACUGGGUGUAAGUUCUUGUGAACCUGUCUACAAGAGCAUGAACUGGUAUUUAUAUUAAAACAAUUAAUUGUUAAUUGUCUUUGCAGGACAAAUCGAACAUUAUGGUGAGCCAACUUGCA